This is a messenger RNA of Uncinocarpus reesii 1704, 720 nucleotides long. RefSeq names its product DNA-directed RNA polymerases II 24 kDa polypeptide. The coding region runs from base 1 to 720 and encodes 239 amino acids. Gene Ontology annotation, molecular function: DNA-directed RNA polymerase activity; DNA binding. NCBI's taxonomy places the organism in Eukaryota, Fungi, Ascomycota, Eurotiomycetes, Onygenales, Onygenaceae. Gene Ontology annotation, cellular component: RNA polymerase I complex; RNA polymerase II, core complex; RNA polymerase III complex. Gene Ontology annotation, biological process: DNA-templated transcription. The transcript has 3 exons. The record is from RefSeq and is a predicted model, not a curated record.
AUGGCGGACGAGGAUUUUUCACAGGCCUCUGCGGAAGCUAAUCGCGAAAUGACGCGGUUAUGGCGCACAUGGAAGACCGUCUUUGAAAUGUUGCUCGACCGAGGCUAUGAGGUUACUGAGGAAGAAGUGAAGAUCUCGUUAAAUGAUUUCCGGUCAAAAUAUGCAGAUACACUCGGCUUCCCAGACGCGCCCAGUCGCAACAAGAUGCGUAUUAGCGCCCGUCCGUCUCAAGCCAUGAUCGAGAAAUACACUCCCCUCCCUUCUCCCGCAAAACCCAAUCCAGUCGCCGAAUGUGGCACUAUCUACGUCGAAUUCUGCGCCGACGCCCAGGGUGUGGGAACCAAGCAGGUCCGCGCCUUCAACCACUUCGUCGACGAACAAAAUUAUCAUACGGGUAUCUUUAUAACCCAAUCGCCCAUCUCUCCGUCCGCCGUUCGCUUAUUAACCGGCAUUCCCGGGCGGUUCUGCGAGCAUUUCCUGGAGCAGGAGUUGCUGGUGAACAUCACACAUCACGAGCUGGUGCCGAAGCAUUUAUUGUUGAGCGCCGAAGAGAAGAAGAGGUUGUUGCAUCGGUAUCGGCUGAAGGAAUCGCAGCUUCCCCGAAUUCAGAUCGGCGAUCCAGUGGCCAAGUACCUAGGUUUGAGAAGAGGGCAGGUUGUAAAGAUUAUUCGGAAGAGCGAGACCGCUGGAAGAUAUGCCAGUUACCGAUGGGUUACUUAA